Leptosia nina is the source of this 1188-nucleotide messenger RNA. The record is from the annotation of a GenBank genome assembly. Lineage: Eukaryota; Metazoa; Arthropoda; Insecta; Lepidoptera; Pieridae.
AUGAGAAGAUUUCUUCGGAAACUGCGCGAGAAAAUAGUAUCAAAGGACUUGCCGCCACCCUACAGUGUUAACGAGGAGAUCCCGGAAAAUGAAAAUAAUGGACGGCAUGAGCAGGGCCCUGCAACUCCAACCCCAGUACACGAAGUAAUAGAUCUAUUAGCGAACUGCGACAUAACAAAUAGUUGCAACUUUUCGGAAACAGAAUACGCGGAGAUAGGCAACAUGGGACUAUGGCAUUCAACACCACUACCACACCACAAAUCCAAGGUAUCCCUAACCUGGGUUUUGAAGGAGAACCUAGAGAAGUUUCAAAACGAAAAGUCCAGGUCCACAGAAAGAGAUAGAAGAAGCAAGAGUAGAGAGAAGAUCGUGAGAAACGAUUGGUCCAAUCGUAGAUUUAAGAGUGCGUGUGAUGAGUUUAACGGGGUCUACUCGUAUUCGGACUCUAGUGAUGAGACGGAGUAUGUUCGGAAGAAGCAUAGACACAGGCAUAGAAGAAAGAAGAGGCGGCCAAGGUUUGGAUACGAUAUAAGGGAUUUGGACAGCUUUUUGAGUGAGGCUACAUUAGACCGCCCAGGUAACAUACCAGUAGUGAUUGCGUUUCCGACCACCCUGUACCAAACGCAAAAGAACUUACAACGCGAGCUACCUCUGCCACUAGGAACAGUUGUGAACGCGGUGUUUAAAAACCAGCAAUGGCUAUAUGCGCAGACGCCUCAUGGGGAUGAAGGCUAUGUACUGUACACGGCGUGUCUUCCUUUGGGUAUUUUGCCUUCAAGAUCUUCCCUCCAAAAGAAGACGCCAUGUUGGGAAAGCAGCACAGAUAUCUACCCUCAACCAUGCGGGAACCUAACAGAUACAGAAAAGGAGAAUUUACGCAGCAGACCACGCUCAGAAUGCAGUUACAAACGGAAUGAAUACAAACGGUGUGCGGAAAAGGACUUUGACCACUUAUACUUAAAAACUAAAUCGGCUGAUAUUCUGGAGCGUAGGAGAUUACUGGUAGUGAAUAGUGAUUAUAUAGGGAGUGCAUUAAACAAAACAUUGACUGUCUAUAAGGGUGAUGUCGUGACUUUAGUUCCUGGGAUGGUAGAAAGUGAUGUGGACAGUGAGUGGUUUUAUGUGAAGAAACGUGAUGGUAGCGAAGGUUUUAUACCGGCUUCUAUCACUGGACAUGGCUAUAUUUAG